Molecule: messenger RNA, 10130 nt
Organism: Xenopus laevis (African clawed frog)
Lineage: Eukaryota; Metazoa; Chordata; Amphibia; Anura; Pipidae
Gene: wnk3.S
Product: WNK lysine deficient protein kinase 3 S homeolog
Exons: 24
Coding region: 507-8924 (2805 amino acids)
Biological process (GO): cell volume homeostasis; regulation of monoatomic cation transmembrane transport
Cellular component (GO): cytoplasm
Molecular function (GO): transferase activity; kinase activity; ATP binding
Source: RefSeq, a predicted model, not a curated record
CCCAUUGUCCAUCAGUGGUGGGAGGACGCGGAAGGGGAAGCUCUUAGCCCCGGGCGUAUAUAUGCGGUGUAUUUAGAGCCUGCUUUACGAGAUAGCUGUGUCCCCUUUGUUCUUUUUUGUUUUUGCAGCAUUUGAUACAGGCCACUUUUAUUAGGCAUCUCCUGGACUAUGAAUGUAUAUACAAGUGUGCGCGCGCAUGUGUAUGUUGGUGUCACUCCGCCAUUUACACGAUUUUAUAACAUUUCUGAGGUGUUUCAGUUGUAUGAGGAAUAACCUCUGCCAGCGAUCUCGCUGUUAUUGAUGGCCACGAACCUGUGGCACCCAUGCUUUUGACAGACAUACCCCAGAAUCCCACCCCUAACAGUUGGCAGACGUUGCAGCAGUACCUGAAGAUUAGUAAUGUGCGGGUCGACCUGAAACUCAAGGACACUGCAUGCAGGUGAUUGAUCUUCAUUUAAACAAACCCUUGUUUUUGUAGUUUGUGGCAAGUUUAUAACCUGUGUGUGAUGGCUACAGAUUCCGGAGAGCCCGCAAGUACAGAUGAAUCUGACAAACCAGCUGGCUUUUCAUUGCAAAAUAAUCUGAUCUCUCAGGAAGAUUCCUUAACCAAACAAGAAAGCAUGGAGGAAAGUGAUAAACCUUGCUCCUCUGCAGGGACCAGUGAAAAGAAACGUUUCUUCAGAAAAAGUGUAGAUAUUACAGAGGAUGACCGGAUGCUGGAACAGUCCCUGAAAGAUGAGAAAAGCACUGAUCCUCUGUGCCCGCAGCCAAUGGAGGCUCAUACAACAAAGGCAACUGGUACAGCACAGGAAUGCAAAAAUGAAGCCAAAGCUAAUUCAGAGGCCUGUAAAGACUCUCCUAGAGAGAAAAGUGAAAAGGAGAUGGAGGAAGAGGCUGAAAUGAAAGCCGUGGCUACUUCUCCAAGUGGCAGAUUUCUAAAGUUUGACAUUGAAUUGGGUCGUGGGGCCUUUAAGACAGUCUUCAAAGGACUUGACACAGAAACUUGGGUAGAAGUUGCCUGGUGUGAAUUGCAGGACAGGAAGUUAACCAAAGCAGAGCAGCAACGAUUCAAAGAAGAGGCCGAGAUGUUAAAGGGCCUUCAGCACCCAAACAUUGUGCGGUUUUAUGAUUCUUGGGAAUCUUCGCUGAAGGGAAAGAAAUGUAUCGUUUUGGUCACGGAGCUUAUGACAUCUGGCACUUUAAAAACGUAUUUGAAAAGAUUUAAGGUAAUGAAGCCGAAAGUACUACGGAGCUGGUGCCGGCAGAUCUUGAAAGGACUUCAGUUCCUGCACACCAGGACACCUCCCAUAAUCCACCGUGAUCUGAAAUGCGACAACAUUUUCAUCACUGGUCCCACAGGCUCUGUGAAGAUUGGGGACCUUGGUCUGGCCACCCUGAUGCGUACAUCAUUUGCAAAGAGUGUAAUUGGAACACCAGAAUUCAUGGCCCCAGAAAUGUAUGAAGAGCAUUACGACGAGUCAGUGGAUGUCUAUGCAUUUGGCAUGUGCAUGCUGGAAAUGGCUUCAUCAGAAUACCCAUACUCAGAAUGCCAGAAUGCAGCUCAGAUCUACCGCAAAGUAACCAGUGGAAUCAAACCUGCCAGUUUCAAUAAAGUGUCUGAUCCUGAAGUAAAGGAAAUAAUUGAAAGCUGCAUCCGUCAAAACAAGGUUGAAAGGUUAUCCAUAAAAGAGCUUCUUAAUCAUGCUUUCUUUGCGGAAGACACUGGUUUGCGAGUUGAACUUGCUGAAGAAGAUCAUGGUACAGAUUCCUCACUGGCCUUGAGGCUUUGGGUGGAAGAUCCUAAAAAGCUAAAAGGAAAACAUAAAGAUAAUGAAGCGAUUGAGUUCGGCUUCAGCUUAGAGACAGACAACCCUGAUGAGGUGGCAUGUGAAAUGGUGAAAUCUGGCUUUUUCCAUGAAAGUGACGGUAAAGCUGUGGCCAAAUCUAUUAGAGACCGAGUGUGUCUUAUCAAGAAAGCAAGAGAGAGGAGGUUGCUGACAGGGUAUUCUGAGGAUCGUCGUGAUUCACAUAGCAGAAUUGGGGGGGCACCACCUGCACGAGCUGCAGUGCCCAUUCCUGCAGUAUACCAGCAGCCAGCUGGACAUGAGAGUGAAGAAACUGAGGUAGAUCAGCAUGUACGCCAGCAACUACUGCAGCAGCAACAGCUCCAGCAGUGCUCUACAGUCACAGUUCCUGCUGACAAUCAGCCAGAAGCAGGGGCAGGAUCUGUCAUGCAUUCAGAUACUGCAAGCCAGCACAGUGCAGUCUUUACCGUGAGCCAUGAACAAUUAAGGUGCCAGCAAGUUUUUGUGGUGCCGCAGGCAGAAAGCAGUCAUGUGGGUCAAGUCUACCAGUCUCAGCAAGUAGUGGGGCAGCACCAACAAACACAGCAGUGCCUGGAUGCACAGAUGUCGUCAUUUGCUGCAAAUGGAAAUACUCUUCCUCAGAGUAACACAUUAAACCCUUUACUGUCCCCUAAAAUUGUACCUGGACAAAUAGCAUCACAGCAGGCAGGAGCUGGUAUGCAGCUAGAUGCUUGUGGCAUGACUGGAAUACAAAUUGUUACACCUGCUGCAACAGACACCCAAGUUCCUGCUCUUCUUCCUGUCUACCAUCCAGCUUUAAUGGUUCAGUAUAGCAGCAACAUUCAAAAUGUGCUGCAUCCAUCUCAGAAUGUCCAUGGGGCACCAGCUGAUCCUCAGCAGACACAACAUCCUGGAGCAUCUGUGCAGCAACCAAAAAUUCCUGCUGCAGAUACCUUAAAUUAUUCAGCAACAUUUCAGCCCAAUAUUCAGAUAGCACCUCAUAUAGAGCAGCUCCAAAGCUCUCAGCUUACUUACCAACCUUCACUGCCUCCACAGCAACUCAUAAUGCAGCCUGCCUUAAUGGAACAACCCCCAAAUCAAAAGUAUUCUGAUGCUGUUAAAGUUGAAGCUGUUCAACAACAACUGCGUAUGGAACACCAAUCAGAACAGAUGGUAUUCAAUGCACAGACAUCAUCCCUAGAUGGUGAGAUGUCAUCAUUUGAACUGUCUGGCCAUUUACAGCAAUCCCUCACCUCUAAUGUGCAUGAGCAGUGUUCAUAUACCCAACCUCCAUUACCCCACCUUGGAGUGCAACAACUUUCUCGAGAUGUUGAACAAGCGUCAAAAACAAUCCUGAACAAUCCUCCGGAGCAGCCACUAUACAUUCAGAUUCCUCCACUGGAAACCUAUGGACAGCAGUCUGUUGUUGUAUCUGAUCAGAAAGUUAUUCCAUCAGAUCAGCCAUUAUUUAACGAGGUUACUUCUCACUUCACUAAUCAGUCAGUGUAUACCCAACAGACUAUGCAGACUUCAAACCAACAUAGUUUUGUGCAACAAGCUAUACAAAUGUCUGAAGAGUUAAAAUAUACCCAUCCUGCUUUAGCAACUCCUGACCAGAUUUUGUACACCGAAAAACAUGUAUCAUCGGCAGAGCAGCCAGUGUUUGUACAGCAGGUUGUCUCAACUGAACAACAAGCAUACACACAGCAGGUUAUAUCUACUGAGCAGAAAAACACCACAAAGCCAGCUAUGCCUGCAGAACAGUCAUUGUACACCCAACAAGCUGUUUCAGCAGAACAGCCAGUGUAUACUCGGCAAGUUAUUCAAUCAGACCAACCAAUAUAUGCUCAGCAGCCAGUGUAUGCACAGCAAGGUAUUCCAGCUCAGCACCAAGUGUACACACAACAAGGCAAUCUAGCUGAGCCACUAAUAUACACACAAAUGACUAUUCAAACUGACCAGCCAGUGUACACACAGCAAGCUGUAAUUAAGAUGGAUCAAACAGGAUACCCCCAACGUGCUGAGCAAAAAGUACUUGUGCUUCAAGCAGACCAGGCGGUAUAUGCACCACAAGAACAGCCAAUCCAAGCACAGCAAGCUGUUCAUCUGAAAGACCAAUCAUAUUAUCCACAGCAAACCGUACCUCAUAUUCAACAGGCAGCAUCUGUUUAUCAAACACAAUAUCCACAGUCUGCUGAGCAGUCGGUAUGCUUACAGCAAACUGUAUCUGCUGGGCAGCCAGGAUAUCCACAGCAAGCUUUGUCUGCUGAGCAACCACUAUAUAUCCAGCAAACAGUGUCUGCUGGGCAGCAAGUAUAUACACAUCAGUCUGUAUCCACUGAGCAGCCACUAUAUACACCACACAUUAUCCACACUGAUAAACAGAUAUAUACACAGCAAACUCGACCUGCUGAGCAGAGUGUGUACACUCAGCAAAUCUUAUCAACUGAGAAACCAAUGUACUCGCAGCAGGGUUUAUCAGCUGAGUAUCCAGUGUAUACACAUCAAGCAGCAGCACUGACUGAACACCCAAUAUACAUUCAACAAGUCCUUCAGCCUGCAGAACACUCUGCAUAUGCUUUACAAACUUUACCACCCUUAGACAGACCUGUAUACCAACAAGUAUCCACUUUGCUCUCGGACCAUCAUGUGAACAUCCAGCCAAUUGCACCAGCUCCUACUCAAGUUCUGUACACGCAAGAGGCAUUUAUACCUACAGAAAAGCAGGCAUAUAACUUACAAGCUGACAGCACAAUUUAUAUUCAGCCCGUUGCUGGUUCUUCCCAGCAGGUACCUGAACAACCAGUCCCUAUCGAUCAGUCAGUAUAUAACCAGCAAGCUUCACAUAUGUCAUAUCCUCAGCAUGCAGUAUCUUUAUCUGAGAUACAAAUGUAUGCAAGUAAGACAGUAACUGCAAGUCCUCAGCCUGUGUAUGUAGUAUCACCAGCAGAACAAGUAUAUAUGCAGCAGACAGGUGAUCUUCCUGACCAACAACGGUAUGCCAAUAAGACUGUCCUUCAGUCUGACACAUCGGUUUAUAGCUCUCAAACAGUAGUGCCAGCACAACAUCCUGUUUACGCACAGCAUGCAGUGACAACUUCAGAAAAGUCUGUGCAGUACCCCCAGAAUGUGGAACCCGUUCCUCAGCAGACCACUCUGAAUGCUUCUAAUGGGCUGUGGUGUGUUCAAAAUUCACUGCCUCUUUUGGAGCAGAGAGCUUACAGUCUGCAUCCUGCACCAUCUGGAGUGCCAUCAGUUUGUGCUCAGCAGAUGGUUCCCCCCGAACAGCAGGUAAACCCAAAUUUGCAGUCUAAUAUUAUGCCACCCCAAGAGUUUAGGUCAGAGCAGCUCUCUGAAAAUCAGUUGUAUGCAAAACAGCACAUUGAGUCUCCAAGUCCAGUUUCAUUAAUGAUGCAGUCAGAAGAGCAUGGCCAAAGUCACCCACCUCCUUCUUUACAGGCUGCAGACAAUCAAAGCUAUGCAACAUCUGCUAGGAAGCAAGGACAAGUGUUGCUACAGCCUGAUUUGAACAAACCUUUUCUGCUCCAACAUCAAGCCUUAACUCAAUUACCAUUAGGUCUGUCUGAUGAUCAUCCAUCAGAUCAGGAUCAUGUUUCCUCAGUCCAAAAAACUGCAUUGCUUUCACAGGAUCCUCUGACCCAGCCAUCACAAGGUCCCGUACAUAGCUAUGAACCUCAACCUUUUGUGCAGCCACAGUAUAUGCCAGGAAUUGCACAUCAACAAGCUCAAAGUAAUUUGCAGUUUCAACAAAUGCAACCUUUGUCAAGUCAAACCCAGUUUACAUUCAUUGAGCAACCAACAUCUGUUACACAUAUGCAGCAACAUCCCCCUGUCCAGGUAGCUGGGCCAGAUAAUCCUCAAACACAUUCAGGAUCUAUGCCUCUGCAGCUAAUUUCACCUGGAUAUGCUUCGCAGCCUGUUUCACAACAGGUGUGGCCAUCUUCAACUCUAAUCACUGCAGAAUCCAUGUUACAGCAUCAGGAUGUUUACCAAAGUGUGAUGAUGGCACCACAGACUCCGUACACAGAGCCUGAGUCAAAACAGAGUUUGCAGUCUGUAUGCCAAGCAGGGGCACCUGAGGAGCAUGUGUCUCAGAAACAAGAUUCUGUUCAAAGCAGUGAUCAUGACUGUGCCAAAGACAGCCCAGGUGCACACGACAACACAGCUGGAAAUGGCAAGCUAGAUAAAAUUAAACAACGUCGAGCUUCCUGUCCCCAGCCUGAAAAAAUAGCCAGAUUUAUCCUUACUGUUAUGCAGGUGUCAACCUCUGGAGAUAACAUGGUCGAGUGCCAGCUGGAAACUCAUAACAAUAAGAUGGUGACUUUUAAAUUUGAUGCAGAUGGUGAUGCUCCUGAAGAUAUUGUCCAUUAUAUGGUGGAAGAUAACUUUGUGCUGGAAGUUGAGAAAGAGAAGUUUGUCGAGGAACUUAGGAAUAUAGUUAUACAGGCCCAGGAGAUGCUGCACAGCAUACCCCCUGAAGAGAGAAUGGAGUCUGUACAGCCAGACGCUAACAGCCAGACUGGAUCCUACGAUCAUGUGCAGAUGGGUGUGCCAACAUACCAACAAACAGGGGGUGAAUCAGUGCCACAGUCCUCCCCAGUUGGGCGCUGGAGGUUUUUCAUCAACCAGACCAUAAGGAACCGGGAAUCUCAGUCCUCCUCUGUUUCACAGUCUGCCGUGUUCAAGGUUCCUCAUCUAGAACCAAUAGAUAAUGAACAAGUGAAUCAAAGUCUGGCUAAGGAUUCUUCAACAGACAGCUGUUCUGCUCUUAGAUCUGAGCAUACAUUGCAGACUGUUCUCCAUCAGCCAACAGAUGGCCAUGCUUUCCCUGCUGAGCCUGAGCCUUCGGCCCUCCCUGCUUAUGCGGCAGUUGGAAGUGAAAUGUUAUCAUCUUCAUUGAACUGUGCUGCCUCAACAGCAGGGCAGAUUAAUUUAGAAUCUAGGAACUCUGAUGGUAAUAUACUUGUACUGGCAGAGAGCCAGUCGUCAGAUAUACCCUUAACUCUUGCUCAGGAAGUCCAAGGAGCAAAUGGCAUGGUUUACACAACUGAGACUUCUACUGGACACAUAAUGGCGCAAAGCACUACAGCCUUGUCACUUGGCCUAUGUAUGUCAGAACCUCUGUAUCCAGUAGAUACGACUGUGUUGUCUGAAACACCCAUCUCAGAGGCUUCCUUAGGACACUCUACAUCAGUGCAAGAGUCUGACACUGAAGGACCCCCCAAAAUAGACUAUGCAGAUAAUCACAUCAAAACAUUGGAUGAGAAGUUAAGAACUUUGUUAUAUCAGGACAGCUGUGCCAGCUCUUAUGCUGACAGCCUAAAGGAGACACAGAGUACUGAAUCUCCCAUAUCGUCAUCUGCUGAGGAUACUCUGUCUUGCCCUGUCCCUGAAGCCCUCGAUGUGAAUUCCACCAGUGUGCAGGCCACUCCAGAGGAAAUGGAAGCUAAUGACGCUACUGUGUCAAGAGAUCCGGAAGCAGUCAUCACAGUACCUGGUGAACUAACACCAUCUGAGAGUUCCGAAGAUGCCUGGGUUCCUGGAAGUUCCUCCCAUACUUGUCCCAAGCUCCCUAUGGGUACUGGAGCCACGCAUCUGCAAUCAGGAGGUGGAUAUUUUGGCCUAAGCUUUACUUGUCCUAGUCUCAAAAAUCCCAUUAGCAAGAAACCGUGGGCUCGCAAAUUAAAAAGCUGGGCAUGCAGAUUGCGGCAUUCCAACAGCUUAUUCAAGAGGUCAAGAGUCCGCCAAGUUGAAGAGGAGGGAGUGAGACUGGACAUAGAUGCCACACAAAGGGUUGUUGAAGCAUUUGCUGAAUGUGCCUUGUCAGAAGGGUCACCAUCUAGAACUGGUGCCUUCAAACGUGGUCGUUUCAAGGUUGUUUCUGUUCCACAGCAAGAGCAGCCCCCCGAAAGUGAAUCAGCUGGUGCUCCAUCACACUGCUAUUACCCAGAUAAUCCACUUUUACAAGAGACUGAAUCUGGUAACACAAAAGCAAAAGACACUCCGCAGUCUAUCAGCACUGCAUGUGAGACUGAAGCUUCAUCUCUCACACCUGAUAGAGAACUGGAUGAAACCUCAGCUAAUGGCAGUAGUGCUCAGUCAAGUUCAGCUGUGUGCAUAAACGAUAUCAGGAAGCCGAGCAGCUGUAAAAAACAGCCAAGAAGUGAUUCUGAACCUGAAUCUGCUACUCCAGGCAGGCCCCUGGAUAUCAAAGGGAGAGAAAAAGAUGUGGGACAGCAGGGGGAGAAAGUGUAUAACCGGAAGCAGAACUCCUUCGUCUACUCGCCUUCUUCCCCCAUGAGCAGUGAUGAUGAGUCAGAGUUAGAAGAUGAAGAUUUGAAAGUGGAACUUCAGAAGCUGCGAGAAAAACACAUUCAGGAGGUUGUGAGUCUUCAAGCCCAGCAAAACGGAGAACUCCAAGAGCUGUACGCCCGCUUGAAGCCUUUAAGGGAAAGCAAAGCACAGUCUACAGAUACCUCUUCGCAGCCAUUAUCCCCUCGACGCCCCAGAUCUCUAAAGAGUAAAAUGCGCAGCAGGCCCCAGUCUCUAACUCACAUGGACAAUGGGAUUGGGCUUUCAGACCACCAGUGCAGCGAGAGCAAUUCUGAUGCUUGCCAACAGUCCUUGUCAGAGAAGAAGAGCAUGUUUACCGAUGACUUUCAUAAGCUGGUGGAUGACUGGGCAAAGGAAAAUGCUGGCAACUCUGUUUUGAAACCCAGUCUGAAUCAGAUCAAACAGACUAAGAGUCGCCUGGAGUCUGAUAACUGGGGUCGGACCCAUGAGAGUACAAUAGCCACAUCAGGCUAUUCAUCCACAUGGAUCCCUCCAUUGUCUCAGAUUCAUGGGUCUUUGCCAGCUGCUGUCUCUCAGUCUCUUGUGCUCACCAACUUUACAGCUGGGACAACGCCAGCAUACUCUGUGCCGCCAACCUGCCAGUUCACAGGAGUGAGCAGUAGUGGUUAUCCUGUACAAUGGUCUGUCCAAGCACCAGUUGUCCAGCCACAACAUCUCACAGCAUACCAGCCUGGCAUUGGAGUUCAAGCUUUUGCAGCCUCAACUGCUCAGAAGGCAACUGCAAUCCCAACAUCUCCAAAAUGAUGUCCAUGAUGCAGACCUUAGACUUUUCUUUGGAAUGUUCCCUUAGUUCCUCUUGACUAAAGAAACUGCCCAUGCCCUACUUUUGUUUGCUUGUUUGUUUACAUCUGUUGGAAGAGUUACUUGGGUGUGCAGGCUUUUUGAAGUAUGUUUAUACAUUCUUCCAAAGGUCCGUCUAUCUCCAUUCAACAUAUUUAAACGGUGUAGGUUAUUUCAAUAUCUUCACCAAAUGCUAGUUAUUUUUACUUAACAAUAUGUUUAGUUUUUUUAUUCUUAAUAGGGAUAAAAAGACAACACCUCAUAAGGCAGUUAAAUGUGCCAUACGGGCCAAUGAGUGUGUUCCAACCCAAGCAAGCCGUUGGAAGAUAUUCAGGGCAGAUCUGUACUGAAUGUGACUGCAUUUUCAAAGUACCUCACAAGCAUCUAUCAUAAGGUUACGCACAACACAACCAACCAUAUUAUUCCGUUGCUAUAUAUCAUUGCUGAAAUGAGCAGCAGGCCCAGGCUGGCAAUCUGUGGGGCUGCUGUACGAUCCCAUAGACAGUCACUAUUUAUUGGGCCUUUGUGUACUUGAAAUGUUGGACCCUAUUUAGAAUUCCAGUCCAAACCUGAUGAGCAGCUUGCUCACAAAUCUUUAAAAUGGUUUGUUUUUUAUGGCAGUUAUACCAUUUUGGGUGGUAAGUCCCUAAAUUUUCAGGUGUGCAGUUCUGCAUUUUUGUAGCAGAAAGUCAACCCUGACUACUUCCAGAUGUUUUUCCCCAUUUGUUUAACACAAACCUGAGAUGACAGUUCUACUUUUGUGAUUGUUUUUUCUGUAUUUAAGAUCUCCCUACAGUGGCUUGGCCCUCUUACAUAUAAACUGAAGGAGGAUACAUGCCCUCUCCACCAUGUUUUUGGCCUUACUCUUGAGCAGAGAACACACCCCAUUGCCUUUCCAACUGUCUUCUGAUUUAUCCCAAUAAUACUUUUAACAAAGGAGUCUUUUUUUUCAUAUCUGUCUUUUUGCACAAGUGCUGCUUCUGCUCUGCCCACAGACUCUUGCUGUGCCUUUGGAGGGUAUUGUACAUUCUGCCAUUGUUGAAAUCGGCCCUUGGCAAAUUUGUAUGUUGGUGUGUUCAUGCCAUCUCACAAACUGAGGAAUUUUUAUUGUUUAGUUCGUUGUAGAUAAGGUUUUAUACUUGAAUUUUCCGUGUGUGAUUUUUGUUUUUA